GGUUUCAGAUGUUAUGGUUGCUGUUAAAAACGUUGACACCACAAGAUUUUUGAUCAACAAUAAAAACAAUAUAAAUAGAUUCCAACCAUUUAAUAAUCUACAAGAAUUAAGACGAUGGCCAAUGCUGAAUUGACGGCCGAAAGUGCCGUUUUUAUGUAUUUACAAAACUAUGUUGAUUUGACUGAAAAUUUUCCCAACGAUAUGGCACGAUUAAUAUCUGAGAUACAUAUGAUUGAUGUUGAACGAACAAAGUGUACAAAAUUGAUGGAAUACUAUAAAGAUAAAUAUCUUCAAAAGCAGAAUGAAUGGAGCAAUGAAGAAAAAAUUAAAAUUUUGAACAAAAUUGAAAAUGUUCUACUUGUAUUGGAAAAAAAAUCCGAUACUAAAUUAGAUGUUGUAAGAUCAAUGCUCGAACAAAUUGAUUUGAAAAGUCGACAAUUAGAUGCUAGCUAUCGACUUGCAAAUACAUUGUCAAAUCAAUCGAAUCAGGCAAACGGAUCAACUGGUUCGAGUUAUUCUAAUUCGAAUAGCAAAAAUUCCAAUUAUCAAGCUUCUCGACAUCAUGAAAAUCAAUCGAAUGGUCGAAACUCACCUGCAUUUCAUUCAAAAGAAAAGGAUCACCAUAAUCAUCAAUCAUCAAAUGGUACUAAUAAACGAAUGCGUCGUGGGUCAAGUAAGCAUAAUAGCCAUAAUAAUGAUUAUGGUAGCGGUGAUGAUCGUUCAUCGACACCUGUAGCAAGUAAUCAGGAUCGUGGCACUAAUCAUCAAUCCGGUCAGAAACGCGGUGGUAACACUAAACGUGGCAUUAAAACUGGUGGUAAUAAUAAAGCAGAAAAACGCGGUAAAUCAUCAUCAGCGGCUGCAGCAGCAGCAGCAACUUCUUCAGGUGCAUCCUAUCAUAAUGAUGAUUCACAAUUGAAUGACGAUGCAUAUGAUCCUAAUGAACCAACAUAUUGUCUAUGUGAACAAGUUUCCUAUGGUGAAAUGAUUUGCUGUGACAAUGCACAAUGUCCAAUUGAAUGGUUUCAUUUUGUUUGUGUAAAUUUAACAACCAAACCUAAAGGAAAAUGGUAUUGUCCACAAUGUCGUGGUGAACGUAGUAAUAUACCGCGUAAAUAACCAAUUGUUAAUCGGCCAUAUUUAACGACAGCUAAACUAAUGUUCAUUUGCAUAUUAAAAUUCUCAUACAAUUAUUA
This is a messenger RNA of Dermatophagoides farinae (American house dust mite), 1196 nucleotides long. Its product is annotated as inhibitor of growth protein 1. Gene Ontology annotation, cellular component: nucleus. The record is from RefSeq and is a predicted model, not a curated record. Gene Ontology annotation, biological process: positive regulation of DNA-templated transcription. NCBI's taxonomy places the organism in Eukaryota, Metazoa, Arthropoda, Arachnida, Sarcoptiformes, Pyroglyphidae.